Messenger RNA from Seminavis robusta, 1050 nucleotides. NCBI's taxonomy places the organism in Eukaryota, Bacillariophyta, Bacillariophyceae, Naviculales, Naviculaceae. The record is from the annotation of a GenBank genome assembly.
AUGAAGCUUUUCGUUCCUCUCUUUGGCCUUGCAUUGGCACUUCCCUCAUCAUGGGCGAACACUGGUUCGCACAGUCUCCGUGGGGCCUAUGACUUUGAACGACAACUCGCCAUUGCUUAUGAUGCAUGCAAUGAUGGGGCAUUUGAUUCCGGGUGUGCAGAAAGCACCAAAUGUUCAACUACUGACCUCCCAGCAAAUGUUGUUGAAUUCUGGGAUGUCAAGGGUAACGUGAACUGUCUGCAGCUAGGAUUCGAUUUUGGGUGGAAGACCGGGGAUCCUGGCUGUUUUGAUGAAACAGACCAGGCAUUUGCACCCAAUGGUGCCAAUCUUGGUGCUACCAGUGUCCGAUCAUGCCCCAACUGGGAUUGCUCACUUCCUGCAAGUGCCACAUAUUCGGUUGACUGCAAGAAUGCUGAAGGAGCGCAGUUCACAGAUGCCACGAUCUCAGCCAACCUAGAUAUGUAUGUUAUCGUCAAGGCUCAGGGACUCUACCUGUACAAGUAUGAAGAGGGAACCAGCCUUGAUGUCAUAACCCCUGGAGGCAAAGCGAUAAGUCAUAUCGAGUUUUGUUUUCUGUCCCGAGUGCCAGUCCAAGCAAAUCACCAACUCCGAGUCCCAGUGCAUCGCCUUCCGCCAGUCCAAGCAAAGCACCAACUCCGAGUCCCAGUGCAUCACCUACCGCCAGUCCAAGCAAAGCACCGACUCCCAGCCCAAGUGCAACCCCCAGUUCCAGCCCAAGCAAAGCACCAACUCCCAGCCCAAGUGCCACCCCUAGUUCCAGUCCGAGUUCCAGCCGAGUUCAGCCCGAGUUCCAGCCGAGUUCCAGUCCAAGUGCAUCACCCUCUGCCAGUCCAAGCAAAGCCCAACUCCGAGUCCAGUCAUCACCUCUGCCAGUCCAAGCAGCACGACCCCAGCCAAGUGCAACCCCCAGUUCCAGCCCAAGCAAAGCACCAACUCCCAGCCCAAGUGCCACCCCAGUUCCAGUCCGAGUUCCAGCCCGAGUUCCAGCCCGAGUUCCGCCGAGUUCAGCCCAGUUCCGCCGAGUUCUAG